This is a messenger RNA of Quercus lobata, 1281 nucleotides long. Its product is annotated as protein FAR1-RELATED SEQUENCE 5-like. Bases 1 to 1281 code for a protein of 426 amino acids. The transcript is spliced from 2 exons. NCBI's taxonomy places the organism in Eukaryota, Viridiplantae, Streptophyta, Magnoliopsida, Fagales, Fagaceae. Gene Ontology annotation, molecular function: zinc ion binding. The record is from RefSeq and is a predicted model, not a curated record.
AUGGACAAUUUGAUCCAACAAGCCGGAGGAUAUGAGAAUGUAGGGUUCAUUCCAAAAGACCUCUACAACCAUGUAGUGGCAGAUCAAAAUUCUAAUAUGCGUGAUGGUGAUGCUGAAUGUGCUUUGGCAUAUUUACAAGCCAAGGUAGAUAUGGACUCAUCAUUCUUUUACCGGUACACUGUUGAUAAAGAAAGCUGUUUGGCCAAUCUGUUUUGGACAGAUUCUCAAAGUCGGUUAGAUUACGAAUGUUUUGGAGAUGUACUGGCAUUUGAUACAACAUACAAGACGAAUGUAUACAAAAAGCCCCUAGUUAUAUUGGUAGGAGUCAAUCACCACUGGCAGACCACACUUUUUGGUUGUGCAGUAUUGGUUGAUGAGAUCAUUGAAUCAUAUAUUUGGGUGUUGCAAAAUUUUCUUGUAGCAAUGAACAAGAAGACUCCUAUUUCGAUUGUGACUAAUGGGGACAAAGCAAUGAGUGCAGCUAUUAAAAGUGUUUUUCCAGAGUCUCGACAUCGUUUAUGUGUGUGGCAUCUUGAUAGGAAUGCUUUUGCAAAUCUACCCAAUACGGAAGCAUAUCAAAGUUUUAUCACGUGUAUGGUACAGUAUGUUACACUAGAUGAAUUUGAAGACAUGUGGAAGAAAAUGAUUGACAAACACAAUUUACAUAACCAUGAAUGGUUGCAUGAAAUGAGUACACAACGUUGUGAAGCCAUGAAUGCAUUCUUUAAUAGAUACGUGAAUAGAAAGACUAGGCUUUAUCAGUUGUUCCAACAAGUUGAUAGAGCACUUACACGUAUUAGACACAAUGAGAUGGGGGCAGAUUUUAGUUCAAAUUAUACUGAACCAAUUCUGAUUAGUAAGUUAGUUAAAAUUGAGAAGCAUGCUGCUAAUAUAUUGACAAGGGAGAUGUUCAGUAUGGUUCAAGAAGAAAUAAUGAAUGAACAAAAAUUCAUUGUGCUUGAUAGCAUAGAGAGUGAAGGUUAUCGCACCUAUACCUUAACUCAAUAUGAAUGUCCUGACUCAAAAUGGGAGGUUGUGUAUUAUCCAAAAGAUCAACAUAUGAAGUGCUCAUGUUUGCUAUUUGAAUCGUAUGGAUAUCCUUGUGCGCACUUAUUUGCUAGUAUGAAGGCUGAACAUUUGAAACAAAUUCCACCGUCAUGUAUAAUGAAGAGAUGGCUGAAAAUUGCAAAGUCUGACCUAUCUGACAAACAUGAAUCCCAAAUUUCUCCGGACGUCAUAAGCAUGGCAUGGUUUAGUGCAUUAUCUUUCAGUUGUAGUUAG